AUGAAUUACCUUGGUAGUCCAUCGAAAAACCACUUAUCAGAUCAGAAGCAAUCUGAUCAACAUGAAAAACAAAAGGAUCCCAGUGUUUUAUUACCACCGAUUACUUCUCCAUCAAAGAAGUCUGAAGACUCGCUUGUCAGGUGUCGGAUUGCCUCGAAAAGUUCAAGUACUUCUUAUUCCAACAGCAGUGGUGGUGGUAAUACUAGACGUCCUCUUCAGAAUCUCAGGAAUGUGAAGGAUACUUCUGGAUUAGCUGCCACACGAAGACAAAUUGCUGCCAUCAUCUCAGCAACAAAAUUUCGAUGA
Heterobilharzia americana is the source of this 306-nucleotide messenger RNA. The record is from the annotation of a GenBank genome assembly. NCBI's taxonomy places the organism in Eukaryota, Metazoa, Platyhelminthes, Trematoda, Strigeidida, Schistosomatidae.